GGCUAUCGUUGUAUCUCAAUUAUGUUAGAUAACAUCAGUAUUUGUUAUCCUUACCGGCAUUAUGUACCUGUAUGUGGCUGGAUAUGGUGGUUAAUACUGGAAAAUGUGGCUUUUCAAACGAGCUAACACCGUGCCUAACUUACCCGUGACACCAACUAGGCUGUACGCGGCAGCAGAGAGCGGCAAUGUAGAGGAUUUCAUGCGCCUGUACCUGAGCGAGCCCUCGCGGCUGGCAGUCAGGGACGGUCGCGGUCGUACUGCAGCGCACCAAGCAGCAGCUAGAAACAACACCAACAUAUUGCACUUCAUCAAUAACUACGGAGGAGAUUUGAAUGCUAAAGACAAUUUUGGUAACACCCCAUUGCACAUCGCUGUCGAAAACGUUGCUUUGGACGCCAUCGAGUUUUUGCUUCAACAUCGCGUCGAUACCAGCAUUUUGAACGACAAGAGUCAAGGUGCUCUUCACUUAGCUACAGAGUUGAAUAGAGUUUCAGUCCUCCAAACCUUCGCGAAGUAUAAAGACCAAUUCAACGUCGAGCUUGGUGGCGAGCACGGUCGCACGGCGCUUCACUUCGCUGCUAUACACGACCAUGACAUCUGUGCUAAAAUAUUGAUAACAGACUUAGGCGCUGAAUGCAAGAGAGCUUGUAACAACGGGUACUAUCCCAUCCACGAGGCUGCUAAGAACGCUUCCUCGAGGACUAUGGAGGUAUUCCUCCAGUGGGGAGAGUCUAAAGGUUGCACCAGAGAAUCAAUGAUAUCCUUGUACGAUAAUGAGGGCAAUGUGCCCCUGCACUCUGCCGUACAUGGAGGAGACAUCAAAGCCGUCGAACUUUGUCUGAAAUCUGGAGCAAAGAUAUCAACUCAACAGUAUGAUCUGUCUACACCAGUCCAUCUGGCUUGCGCUCAGGGAGCUCUGGAGAUAGUGAAGCUCAUGUUCACCAUGCAGCCAACGGAGAAGCUUGCUUGCCUGACAUCUUGCGAUGUUCAGAAAAUGACUCCGGUGCACUGCGCCGCAAUGUUCGACCAUCCUGACAUUGUGAACUAUCUUAUCAGUGAGGGUUCUGACAUCAAUCCUCUGGAUAAGGAGCGUAGAUCACCGUUGCUGUUAGCUGCUUCUAGAGCUGGGUGGAGGACGGUACAGACUCUGAUUCGUCUGGGCGCUGACAUCGAGCUAAAGGAUAUAAAUUCCAGGAACGUGCUCCAUCUCGUUGUGAUGAACGGAGGCAGGCUUGAGGAGUUCGCAGCUACGUGCAAGUCCACGUUACAGAAUCGCUGUGACAAGAGCCUCGCACAGCUUCUGAACGAAAAGGACAGCGCUGGCUGCUCUCCCCUUCAUUACGCCAGCCGUGAAGGUCACAUCAGGUCCUUAGAGAACCUUAUCCGUCUUGGUGCUUGCAUCAACUUGAAGAACAAUAACAAUGAGAGUCCUCUGCACUUCGCUGCUAGAUACGGACGCUACCACACCGCUUGCCAGCUGCUUGACUCUGACAAAGGCACGUUCAUCAUCAACGAAAGCGAUGGAGAGGGGCUGACUCCUCUUCACAUCGCCUCUCGUGAAGGUCAUACGAGGGUCGUGCAUUUGUUACUGAACCGUGGAGCAUUGCUGCACAGAGAUCACAAUGGACGUAAUCCUUUGCACCUGGCUGCCAUGUCUGGGUACACCCAGACGAUCGAACUCCUGCAUUCCGUGCACUCUCAUCUCCUAGACCAGUCCGAUAAGGAUGGGAACACCCCCCUGCAUCUUGCUACAAUGGAAAACAAGCCAAACUCCAUAGCUCUUCUCCUGUCCAUGGGAUGCCGUCUUAGCUACAACAACUUGGACAUGAGUGCCAUCGACUACGCCAUCUAUUACAAGUUCCCAGAGGCAGCUCUCGCUAUGGUUACCCAUGAGCACCGGGCUAAGGAGGUGAUGGCGUUGCGCUCUGACCGUCAUCCCUGUGUGACUCUUGCCCUCAUUGCUUACAUGCCGCGAGUCUUCGAAGCUGUGCAGGACAAAUGCAUCACCAAGGCAAACUGCAAAAAGGACUCCAAAAGCUUUUACAUAAAGUAUAGCUUCGAUGCCCUGUGUCCACAACUAAAAAUGGAAGAUGGCAAUAACGUUCGUCGGAAAUCGGAGAACGUGCCAAAAUCCCAGAACAUUCCCUUACCUGCCCUAAAUGCAAUGGUUGCUCAUGGACGGGUGGAGUUAUUGGCCCAUCCACUGAGUCAGAAAUAUCUUCAAAUGAAAUGGCACAGCUACGGCAAAUACUUUCACUUGGCGAACUUACUUUUCUACUGCAUCUUCUUGAUCUUUGUAACUGUAUACACGUAUUUGCUGAUGGGAAACUCUGAAAAUUAUGGACCGACGAAGAAGGCCGCUAAAUGCAACUUAUCCGACCCUAUGAGCUUUGACCGUGAGAACAAAACUGAAAAGAAUAUUGUUUUUAAUCCUGAUUUUGAAUCGAAAGUGGCAAUGUAUACAAGUACCGUGGCUAUAUUAGCGUAUAAUGCCAUAUGUUUGAUACGAGAGGCAUACAACGUCAAACAGCAGAAAUGGCAUUAUCUGGUAGAUCCGUCCAACUUGGUAUCCUGGCUCCUGUAUAUAAGCUCAACUCUGAUGGUUAUCCCGACAAUCUGCAAAUAUUUUGAUGAGAUUCAGUUCUCGGCUGCGUCAAUAACUGUAUUUCUGUCAUGGUUUGAGCUGCUUCUGCUACUCCAACGUUUCGAUCAAGUUGGAAUCUACGUUGUCAUGUUCCUCGAAAUACUUCAGACCCUGAUAAAAGUUUUGAUGGUGUUUUCAAUCCUGAUCAUCGCAUUUGGAAUGGCGUUUUAUAUUCUCCUGUCUAAAGGACACCACUUGUCGUUUAAUAGCAUACCUAUGUCUCUGAUGAGGACCUUUGCUAUGAUGCUUGGAGAAUUGGACUUCGUUGGCACUUACGUUCAGCCCUAUUACAAAUCUGAGACAGAUAUUCUGCUGCCGUUCCCAAUGCCUACGUUUUUCAUACUUGGUAUAUUCAUGGUGCUGAUGCCCAUUUUGCUGAUGAACUUGCUGAUCGGUUUGGCUGUAGGAGACAUUGAGAGUGUGAGGCGAAAUGCCCAGUUGAAACGACUAGCCAUGCAGGUCGUUCUACACACUGAGCUCGAACGCAAACUACCAGCCAUACUUCUGGAGAAAGUGGACAAAGAUGAACUGAUUGAAUACCCAAACAACAAGAAAUGCAAGCUUGGCUUCUUGGAUCUGAUUCUUCGCAAAUGGUUCUGCAACCCAUUCACUGAUGAUGCUGGUCUCGACUUGGUGCUGGAGAGCAGUGAGGAUUACAUAACUGCUGAGCUGGAGAAACAGAAACGUAAAUUGCGUGACAUAUCAAUGGUAUUGGAGCAACAGCAUACGCUUGUCCGUUUGAUUGUUCAGAAAAUGGAAAUCAAGACCGAAGCCGAUGAUGUCGACGAAGGCGUUUCUCCAGGUGAUACUCGCGUGGUCCCUCGCUGGAGUUCUCCAAGGAUCCGCAAGAAGUUGCGCACUGCUUCUUCUUUCAACAAAGGUGGCUAGACUUCACGAUGAACCCCCAGCACUUUAGGUUUACAAAAGUUGUAAGGUCUAAGAUCUCACGAUAAGGUUUUUGCUCUUACUAAGACCAUAGUAAAAAAACAUGUGUUAAAAGCGACCUAAUAUACAAAUUGACUGAUCCUCACUUUUCCGCCUUCUUUUGUCAUUCGCUAUCGGCAAAAAGUUGAUUGCAAAAACCAUGUCGUCG
This is a messenger RNA of Spodoptera exigua (beet armyworm), 3737 nucleotides long. Lineage: Eukaryota; Metazoa; Arthropoda; Insecta; Lepidoptera; Noctuidae. The record is from the annotation of a GenBank genome assembly.